UCUUGUUCCGCCUUAGAAAGCGGCUCGCUGCCACAAUCUUUCGGGAGGUGGCCCAUGUUUCCACAUCUUACGCACAAAGGAUUGCCCCACACGAAGCGAUAAAUGGCCGCGCCAUUGACGAAGUCGUUCGUGGACGAGGCGGGAUCGAAGUUCUGUGGUCCUAGGGAUACCGUACUAGGAUCGGCAUGCCGCUCAAAGGCCCAUGGCGGUCGAUGGCUGUCUGCGCCAGUCGCUAUCGCCUGUGACGAAUGUUCAAGACGCCUCCACGGCAGCAGCAUACGCGCGCUCUUUUGGGGAACUCCGCGACUACUCGAUGGCAUCGAUUCAAAUUCCUGUAAAAAACUGGCGUCAGCAAACGAAUGACAAAAGUUCGAGCGGGUCACUUACCGUGCCUGGUGUCUCUCGAUAUUGCUCCAGCAUGAGACGUGGUGUCGCAGAGCUGGCCACUGUCCGCCAACUGCCAUGAUUGCCUGCAAGAUCCCGAGAACUUGGACUUCCGUGUUUAUCGACCACAUUUCGGGUUCCAUCCUCGAACCGUUCCUCACCGUCGGAAGUUGGUGCCUUGCUCACGUUGUGGAAGCCAAGGAUUCUCGUCAUCACUUCCUGUGAAGGGUGACCCCAUCUGC
This is a messenger RNA of Sphaerulina musiva SO2202, 626 nucleotides long. RefSeq lists its product as uncharacterized. Lineage: Eukaryota; Fungi; Ascomycota; Dothideomycetes; Mycosphaerellales; Mycosphaerellaceae. The coding region runs from base 203 to 466 and encodes 87 amino acids. The record is from RefSeq and is a predicted model, not a curated record. The transcript has 2 exons.